Spizellomyces punctatus DAOM BR117 is the source of this 3181-nucleotide messenger RNA. Its product is annotated as PAS domain S-box protein. The transcript is spliced from 12 exons. The record is from RefSeq and is a predicted model, not a curated record. Lineage: Eukaryota; Fungi; Chytridiomycota; Chytridiomycetes; Spizellomycetales; Spizellomycetaceae. Bases 90 to 2903 code for a protein of 937 amino acids. Gene Ontology annotation, molecular function: protein binding; phosphorelay sensor kinase activity. Gene Ontology annotation, biological process: phosphorelay signal transduction system; phosphorylation.
GUUCUGGCCAAGGGUCGGAAAAUCCAUGCGGCAAGGCAUAGCAAGUCAUGUCGGCAUACUAACGCAAGUAUACGGGAGUCGUACACAGAAUGUGGGAGAACGUAGAGGAGGUACCUCGGGAAAGCAGCCAUUUACCAAGUCCCGCGGACUCCAACGACGAUAUCGCCCGCUCCUCUCUUUCAACGACUGAACAGCCCUUGAAAAAAGGCAUGUUUCACAUCCUUCUCUUCGAAUACAUAUCCCCUUCGUCUGCACGCCUAUCGGCGUUUUUGCUUGGUUUGCCGUCGCUGGUCCCUAUCAUUGCUGUUGGUGUCCUGUUCCAUCAAUUCAACCUACUUGCUGAAGAUGCGUUAGGCCUGGCAUUUACAACUCUGCUUUUGUCGAUUGCACUUGAAACUGGGCGGCGGUAUACUGAGGAAGGAAAGGUUGCCCUUCUUACAAGCCACGUGGGUGAGAUUGAAGCCGAGCUCUCGACAUAUCGGACAGCGUUCGAGGAUAAUCCUUCCUACAUGGCUAUCAUCGAUGUUAUGAAGCGACGAAUGUCCGACGAUGAGAUAGAUGCUGAACGUAAAUCAAGUGGAUUUCAAGACCGCACUCGUUCCUGGCAUUAUGAUUAUCGCGCCGUGAAACUUAAUCGCGGUGCGGUGAAGAUUUAUGGUGUAGAGGCAUCGCGCAUUCUAGGAAAAUGGGCUAGGAGUGAUUUGGGUCGUCCUACCGAAGCCGUAGAUUACUGUGGGCGCCAUUGCGAGGAAGCCCGGAGAACAGGAAGGGUGGUGGAGUGGGAACAAGAGUAUCCGAAUUUGUAUAUGGGGAAUCAAGAUGGAAAGCCAGAAGGAACCACAACACUUGUUGUGCGCGCCGUCUAUUUGGGUCCUUCAACAACGAAUGGAUGCUCCUCAUACUUGUUGAUGCUACGUGAUUGCUCUGAAGAACGUAGGGCGAUGGAAGCAUUACGAGAGAGCGAGAAGAGAUUAGAGACAAUUAUGGAUGCUGCAACAGAUGGCGUCUGGGAGUGGGAUAUUCCAAAUGAUGACUUCAGAUUUAGCCACCGUCUUGCCAGGUAUCUUGGCUACGAUGAAGAUGAGUACCGCGCAAUAUACGGCACCGUAGAAGGGUAUCAGAACGCUGUGCAUCCUGCUGAUCGAUCAAGAAUGAAUAAUGUCACGAUGGACAUACUGAGCGGCAAACAUCAGCUCGAUAAUUUUCAAAUGGAGCGCCGACUUUUGACCAAGAGUGGCAGUUACAUAUGGCUAUUAAACCGGGGGAAGAUUCUUGCUCGUGAUGCUGAUGGAAAGCCCACCAAGUUGGUUGGCGCACAUAUAGAUGUGAGCGACAGGAAAGCAGUUGAAUUCGCGCUAGAGCAGAAGACGAAGCAGCUGGAUGAAAAGAAUCAGUUGCUGGACGAGAAAAAUCGGCAACUGGAUGAAAAGAACCGAGAGUUGGAUUUGGCUGUACAAUUGAAGGCGGAAUUCCUCGCAAAUAUUUCACACGAAUUUAGGACACCGUUGAAUGGUAUUGUCGGGCUAGGUGAAGUGUUGUGGGAUACUCAACUUAACGCUGAGCAGCGGGAUUUGCUGAAAUCGAUACGAGAAUGCUCUGAUGGAUUGUUACUUAUUGUAAAUGAUGUGCUGGACUUUUCAAAGAUUGAUGCAGGAAAAAUGAGUUUGGAAAAUCGACCGUUCGACCUACGCACCUGUAUCACCAACGCUGUCUCCGUACUAAAUUUAAAAGCGAAGGAAAAGCAAAUAGGUUUAACAACUGUGGUUGACUCUGCCGUACCUUCCAUCGUUAUUGGUGAUGGGAAUCGUCUUCGACAGGUUCUUAUCAACCUUGUUGGAAAUGCCGUUAAAUUUACAAAGUCGGGGGGAGUAUCAAUAAGAGCGUGGACUGUGGAUGAUUCUGGCCGACAUUUUGAACAACGACGCUUCACAUUCACGGACAAAAGCAGUCCGAACACCAACACAAAUGCAGAGAAACCAGAGAUACCAGAGAUAGACGAGAGACGGGAAAAACCGGAGAAACCUCGCCGACCAACCCACUUUCUUACUCGCACUCCCACAUCCUCGCCAACGUCGCUCACCGCUUUGGUACACUUUGAAGUCCGCGACACUGGCAUCGGCAUCCCUGCAACCCGUCUCUGCCGUCUCUUUCAACCAUUCUCUCAGGUUGACGCCUCAACCAGUCGACAAUAUGGUGGAACUGGAUUGGGCUUGGCAAUAUCAAAACAGUUAGUGCAGUUGAUGGACCCGGGUGGGGAGGGAAUACGAGUGGAGAGUGUCGAGGAUGCGGGUAGUGUUUUUUCGUUUCGAAUACGAUUUCCGGUUUAUGAAGGCGAGCUCGAAGCGGAACUUGGCGCAUGGGAUCAUGAGAAAGACGGACGGCGGAAGGAGGAAUGGAAACGAAUCGCAGACAAAGUGCCAGUUAAGAUACUGCUGGCUGAGGAUAACCUGAUCAAUCAAAAAGUAUCAAUACGCUUACUUGCGCAACUGGGAUAUAACUCUGCCAUCGAUAUUGCCAACAACGGGGUCGAAGCGGUAGAAAUGUCGCGCCGAACACCUUACCACGUCAUUCUGAUGGAUGUACAAAUGCCUAGAAUGAGCGGUAUAGAAGCUACGAGAGUAAUUAGAAAGGAACGCGGAGGUAUUGCGGAUGGCGGUCCGGCUAUCAUCGCCCUGACAGCCAAUGCCAUGGCGUCAGAUCGCGAUCAAUGCCUUGCUGCAGGGAUGGAUGGGCACAUUGGGAAACCGUUCAAGAUUGAAACGCUGGCUUGGGCUUUAGAGGCCUUUGGAGGGAAUGUUUUGGAGUUGCAGCAGAAUAAUAGAUUCGACGCUGUUGACGAGACGAAGGAAUCUACAGAGGACUUGGCGCCAUACCGUGGUUUCCCAACAGAUGCAACUGCAUAAAGAUCGGAAAGUGUGGGAUACAUCACCCUGCGAAUUGGACCAACGGCUUAAUCUUUUAUGUAUUGGCGGAUGCUCAGGAAGAAAUUGUGUGAUGGGGAAAUCCGAUGCACUUGAGAGGGUAGACGACGUCGGUUAGAUCUUUUUGGGGGCUGAAACGUGGGAUUAUUCUGCAAAUCAUUGGCAAACUUUUUUUAUGUACGUAUUUUAUUAUCUUCAUGUUUAUAGUAUUACGUUCUCGAAUUGUUUCUGCAAAAAAGUGUAAGCUUUCUCCGUGGUAA